Messenger RNA from Puntigrus tetrazona (Sumatra barb), 942 nucleotides. RefSeq names its product oligosaccharyltransferase complex subunit ostc-like. The record is from RefSeq and is a predicted model, not a curated record. Gene Ontology annotation, cellular component: oligosaccharyltransferase complex. Lineage: Eukaryota; Metazoa; Chordata; Actinopteri; Cypriniformes; Cyprinidae.
ACGACGAGAGAAGGGCAUGAAAAACGAAGAGGACCGGUUUGUAAGUCUCUGCAGUCUCUUCCUGUACACGUCGCUUUACGGCUGACGUGACGCAGGCACUAGCCGGGCAGCCCCAGGAUCAGUUCAACCAUGGAGACUCUCUUUAGCCUACCGUUCACCGUACUGGAAUGUCCGAACAUCAAACUCAAAAAACCCUCAUGGCUACAUAUGCCUUCUGCAAUGACCGUAUAUGCCGUCGUGAUCGUUUCAUAUUUUCUCAUUACCGGUGGCAUCAUAUAUGAUGUGAUCGUUGAACCAAGUGUGGGAUCCAUGACGGAUGAGCACGGGCACCAGAGGCCAGUGGCUUUCCUGGCGUACAGAGUGAAUGGACAGUACAUUAUGGAGGGGUUGGCUUCCAGCUUCCUCUUCACCAUGGGAGGCCUUGGCUUCAUCAUUUUGGAUCGGUCUAAUGCGCCCAACAUUCCCAAGCUCAACCGUUUCCUUCUGCUCUUCAUCGGCUUCGUCAGUGUGCUUCUGAGCUUCUUUAUGGCCAGAGUCUUCAUGAGAAUGAAACUACCUGGUUAUCUCAUGGGUUAAAGCUGCAGUAUCGCAGAUUCUACAGGAUGAGAUGAAUGAAAACCUACAGAAAUCAACGUUUCGGUGCCAAGGACUACAGUCUUAAAGUCUGAUCAGUUUUGUUUUUUUUUCCCACUGCAGAAUUUCAUUCAUCUUUUUAUUUUGUGCACACGUUUGUCUAGAAGGACCCUCACCAUACAGGUGCAUGAAAAUGUGCUACAUUUCCUUCUCAGCGUUGUUAAAACAUUUUCUUGUAAAAAGUCCACCGGAUGGUCAAUAUUGUAUUGAUAUCCAUUUUGCAUAACUGUUAUUUUGUAGACGGCCUGUUCAUAAAUAUGGCUGCUUGAUGUGCAGUUUUUUUCUAUAAUAAACACACAACACACACAA